This is a messenger RNA of Plasmopara halstedii, 678 nucleotides long. RefSeq names its product FOG: Zn-finger. NCBI's taxonomy places the organism in Eukaryota, Oomycota, Peronosporomycetes, Peronosporales, Peronosporaceae. The transcript has a single exon. Bases 1 to 678 code for a protein of 225 amino acids. The record is from RefSeq and is a predicted model, not a curated record.
AUGGCCACUGAAUCGACACCAUUGCGUGGCGUGCAGUACGCUUCAGACGCUCAAAAGCGCAAACGUAUCGUUGGCGUCACUGGCGCAGUCGUCGUCGUCACUGCUAUUAUCAUUGUGCUAUGGCUCUCCCUAAGCAGCCAUAGCUCAAAAAGUCACGAAGUUGAAGUGCCUGAGCCCACUCCCGCGCUGCGACCAGAGUCACCCGCCAUCGCUGAUAUUCCAGACGCAUCUCCGACUGAGGAUCCACGUGCUCCAAUCAAUCCGGCGUCUGAUGCUCCUGAACGAGCUCCCGGCGACCGGCAUCCUCCUGCUGAGACUGUCCCUGCUAUUCAGCCAAUUCCUGCUGCCGAGCCUCUGCCCAUUCCUGCUGCAAAACCUGCUUUACCCUCUGAGCCUCAGCCCGUUGCCCAGCCUACUUCUGCUACAAAACCCGCAGCAGCCUCUGAGCCUCAGCCCGUUGCCCAGCCUAUUCCUGCUGCAAAACCUGCAGUAGCCGCUGAGCCUCAGCCCGUUGCCCAGCCUAUUCCUGUUGUAAAACCCGCUGUAGCCCCCGAGCUUCAGCCCGUUGCCCAGCCCAUUCCUGUUGUAAAACCCGCUUCAGCCCCUGAGGCUCAGCCUAUUCCUGCUGAAAAACCCGCUUCAGCUCCGAAGUCUCAGCUGUCUGCUCAGCUCACCUGA